This is a messenger RNA of Zingiber officinale, 651 nucleotides long. RefSeq lists its product as uncharacterized. The record is from RefSeq and is a predicted model, not a curated record. The coding region runs from base 1 to 651 and encodes 216 amino acids. The transcript has 4 exons. Lineage: Eukaryota; Viridiplantae; Streptophyta; Magnoliopsida; Zingiberales; Zingiberaceae.
AUGGCAUGUGGCGGACACAUGCAAUACAGAUGGAUUAGUAGGACAGUUUCACCCAAGUUCGUGGUGCAGAACUUGGGUCAUGCACAAGAUCGAUCUAUGCUCCAGGAAUUCUGGAGAAAUGAAUUGGCGGAAGAUGCGGAGGAUAUAGAUGAACGAAGAAUGCUCCAACUAUAUGAGCAGCGACAAACGGUCGAUGCAGCGGGGAAAAAAGGUUUGUCACCACUUCAGAAAUGCACAGCAACUAUUCGUCAAUUGACGUAUGGAGCCCCUGCUGAUCAUUAUGAUGAGUAUCUACGGAUUGCUGAAACAACUGCCACCCAUUGUUUAUUCAACUUUUGUCGAUGUGUAAUUGAAGUGUUUGGGGCCCAAUAUUUAAGAAGACCUAAUGCUGCUGAUAUCCAACACUUGCUUGAAAUGCAUGAGCAGAGACAUGGUUUCCCUGACAUGUUGGACAGUCUUGAUUGUAUGCAUUGGCAAUGGAAAAUUUGCCCCGUCGCUUGGAAAGGGUCACGCAAUGAUAUCAAUGUGCUUAAUGAAUCACCGUUAUUCAACGACGCCUUACAAGGGAAUGCACUCGAGGUUAAUUUCACGAUUAAUAAUACACAAUAUACAAAAGGAUACUACCUGACCGAUGGGAUAUAUCCAGAAUGA